AUGGGUAAAGGAUUGCUGACUUCCGAAGCUCAAGGUAACACUUCGAUUAUUCCUACUUCAUCUUUCGAAACACCUGGUGUUGAUACCACAAUGUCUUUACCACCGUUUCUUAUUCCUACUUCAUCUGAAUUACCUUCAUCAACUCACUCACCUACCUUCAAUAAUAUAAUACACCAACCCAUUACUUCUCUUUUUCAUUCUGAAUCCACUAACCCUAAAAUCGUUAAUGAUGAUGCCACCACUAAUGAUGGUGAGUUUACUGGUACCUUUGUUGAUCUUGAGUUUGAUCUAGAGGAAGAGAAUAUACCCGAUCACAUGUUGAUGAUUGGGAAGAAAUUUAGAAUUCUGAAUAGGAAGAUUAAUUCUUUUCUACAUUUAUAA
Lactuca saligna is the source of this 381-nucleotide messenger RNA. The record is from the annotation of a GenBank genome assembly. NCBI's taxonomy places the organism in Eukaryota, Viridiplantae, Streptophyta, Magnoliopsida, Asterales, Asteraceae.